Molecule: messenger RNA, 1284 nt
Organism: Chenopodium quinoa (quinoa)
Lineage: Eukaryota; Viridiplantae; Streptophyta; Magnoliopsida; Caryophyllales; Amaranthaceae
Product: zinc finger MYM-type protein 1-like
Exons: 1
Coding region: 1-1284 (427 amino acids)
Molecular function (GO): protein dimerization activity
Source: RefSeq, a predicted model, not a curated record
AUGGAAUAUUCAUUGAGUUUGUCUAGAGUUCGUGGACAAGGUUAUGACGGUGCUAGUAAUAUGAGGGGGGAGAUAAAUGGUCUCAAGACUUUGAUCAUGAAUGAAACAAAACAAGCCUAUUAUAUUCAUUGUUUUGCUAACCAACUUCAAUUAACCCUUGUUGCUGUUGCUAAGGAUAAUGAUGAUUGUAUUUGGUUGUUUGAUCAACUUGCUAUUUUGUUGAAUAUUAUUGGUGUUUCUUGUAAGCGAAGGGAAAUGAUAAGAGAAAUACAAUCUCAACAUAUUCUACAAGCAUUAGAACUAGGAGAAAUUGAAAGUGGGCAAGGUUUAAACCAAGAACAUGGCUUAGGUAGGCCUGGUGAUACUAGGUGGGGAUCACAUUACAAAACUGUUUCAAAUGUUACCGCAUUGUAUGCUACUAUUGUUAAAGUUCUUGAGAAGAUUGGAUCAAAUAAGAUUUAUAAGGAAGAUCGCGUGAAGGCUAUCACUGUCAUGUCUACAUUUGAAUCAUUUGAAUUUGUAUUUGUGAUACAUUUGAUGUCCGAAAUAUUGACUAAGGAGGGAUUACAACAAAUGAGGGACCAUGGGUGGGAAGACUUUUUACAUCUUGUGGUUUGUUUUUGUGUUAAACAUGAUGUAGAAGUUCCUACUAUGGAUGAUAUGUAUGUUCCUCGUGGAAGGUCAAGACGCUUCUUUGCCAAAGUUUCAAAUCUUCAUCGAUUUCGGGUAGAAAUGUUUAUAAGUGCCAUUGAUUUACAACUCCAAGAGCUCAAUAGUAGAUUUGAUGAAGAAAAUAUGGAGUUACUUAUUUGUGUGUCAUGCUUAAACCCGAUCAAUUCAUUUGCGGCAUUUGAUAUGCAAAAGUUGUUGAGACUUGCUGAGUUAUAUCCCAAAGAGUUUCCAACUAAUGAUAUGACGAUGACUGCACUUCGUCAUGAGCUUCAAUUUUAUAUUAAUGAUGUGCGCCAAGAUGCAAGAUUUGGAGACUUGAAGGGUAUUCAUGAGCUUUCUAUGAUGCUUGUUGAAACAAAUAAGCAUACUACUUACAACUUAGUUUACUUGCUUAUAAGACUAGCAUUGAUCCUUCCGGUUGCAACUGCAAGCGUGGAACGAGUGUUUUCCUCAAUGACAUACGUAAAAAAUAAGUUGCGAAAUAGUAUGGGUGAUCAACUAUUGAAUGAUAAUUUAGUCACUUUUCUUGAAAGAGAUUUAUUUUCAAGAGUUAGUGAUGAUGAUGUAUUGGAACGCUUCCAAAGUAUGAAGACUCGAAGAAUGCUUCUGUAG